This is a messenger RNA of Adineta steineri, 1134 nucleotides long. The record is from the annotation of a GenBank genome assembly. NCBI's taxonomy places the organism in Eukaryota, Metazoa, Rotifera, Eurotatoria, Adinetida, Adinetidae.
AUGUAUACUGGUGCCAUCUAUAUGGAUAGUUUUAAACUGUUAUCGACAAAUUGGCGAACAGCUUAUGGUGGUAAAUAUACAGUAACAUUAAUUCAUGGCGAUGGUGUAGGCCCUGAACUUAUGCAACAUGUCAAAGCUGCUAUUAGAUGUGUACGUGCACCAAUCGAUUUCGAAGACAUUCCACUAUCGAGUAAUGUAGCAAAUGAUGAAAUGUUUGAACGUGCAGUAACAGCAGUUAAACGUAAUGGGAUAGCUCUCAAAGGUAAUAUUUCAUCACAAAAUACAACACGAUCACUCAACGUUCUUCUUCGGACUCGUCUAAAUCUUUAUGCUAAUGUCAUUCGUUGUAAAACAAAUCCUGUUGUCCCUACACGUCAUUCCGAUAUAGAUAUUAUUGUUAUUCGUGAAAAUACAGAAGGAGAAUAUAGUUCACUUGAACAUGAAUCUGUUCCCGGUGUUGUUGAAAGUCUUAAAAUAAUAACACGAGCAAAAUCACUUAAAAUUGCACGUUUUGCUUUUGAAGUUGCUAAACAUGAUGGAAGGAAAAAAGUAACUGCUGUUCAUAAAGCAAAUAUUAUGAAAUUAAGUGAUGGUUUAUUUAUUGAAUGUUGUCGUGAAGUAGCUGCGGAAUAUCCUGACAUUAAAUUUGAUACAAUGAUUGUAGACAAUACAUGUAUGCAGUUAGUAAAUCGUCCAACACAAUUUGAUGUUAUGGUUAUGCCAAAUUUAUAUGGAAAUAUUGUAGCAAAUGUAUGUGCAGGUCUUGUUGGUGGUUCAGGUUUUGUUGCAGGUUCAAAUUAUGGAGAUCAUUACGCAAUAUUUGAACAAGGAACAAGAAAUACAGGAAUGGGUAUUGCAGGAAAAAAUAUUGCAAAUCCAUCUGGAAUGCUGUUUGCUGCUGCAAACAUGUUGAAAUAUUUAGGAUUGAAAGAACAUUGUUCAGCAAUAAAAAAUGCUGUUUUAACUACAAUUGAAAAACAUAAAUUAAAAACUCCGGAUAUUGGUGGUACAGCAACAACAACAGAAUUUAUUGAAUGUGUUUUAAAAGAAAUUGUUCAAAUGACACCACCAACUGGUUUCGAUUAUCAAAUGCACCGACCAACUCAUGGAUUUCAAUAUCGUGAUAUUGAUUAA